AUGACUAAUAUCUUAAACAUUGGAGGUGAACCGAUUUUUGACGACAGCGUCGUCAAGAUUGAGACACCCACACGAAUACCCAUACAACAGCAGGAUUUAUACACGUUGCUGUGCGAGAGCUUUCUCUACGUUGAAGGACGAUUGGUAAUAAAGAGAAGAAAUGACGAGUCUGUGACAACGCUUGCGAAUAAUUGCGUGGCGUUCAUGUUUGAUGAAAUUCGAUACGAGCUCAACGGUGUGGAGAUUGAUCGCAACAGAAACGUUGGCAUAACCAGUACCAUCAAGAACUACGUAUCGCUAUCGUAUAACGAUUCUCAACUCAUGCGGAAUGCUGGCUGGGACGUUACAUCGAGCAUACUGGAAGGAUACUUCAACUUUUGCGUACCGUUCAAGUUGUUGCUGGGCUAUUGCGAGGAUUACAAACGCGUGUGGCGAAUGUCUCACGUUACGUUAAACGAGGUCAAUAAGCUAUCUAUGCUACGGGCCUUGGAAAGCGGGCGAUAUCUUAGUGUCAGUUUCCGUUCGUGGGAUCUGUAUGAGUAUCCCAUGUUGCAGAGCACGACCAAGCAUUCGUGGGCCAUCAAAACGGCAACUCAGCUGGAGAAGCCGCGGUACGUUAUCUUUGCGCUGCAGACCGGCCGCAAGAAUAUCAUGUCUCAAAAUGUUAGCGUAUUCGAUGCCUGUAAUUUGACCAACGUGAAACUUUAUCUAAACUCCGAAUUUUAUCCGUACGAUGACAUGAAUCUGGAUUUUGCUUGUAUACAUUCCUGA
This is a messenger RNA of Temnothorax curvispinosus, 771 nucleotides long. RefSeq lists its product as uncharacterized. Bases 1 to 771 code for a protein of 256 amino acids. The record is from RefSeq and is a predicted model, not a curated record. NCBI's taxonomy places the organism in Eukaryota, Metazoa, Arthropoda, Insecta, Hymenoptera, Formicidae. The transcript has 4 exons.